AUGGAUGUAUCUGAAGACGUAGACUUUGAUUUUUUUGAUACGCCAAGGAAUGACAACGUCUUAAUCCCAAAAUCAAUGGAAACUACCGACAAAAAGCCACCCGGUUCGGCAAGUACCCACAAGCAGAAAAAACAUGGCGACCUGUCAGAUGGGAAACAGCCUGGAAAUAUGGUAAUGAAAGAUAAGAUUUCUGUGAAAGAGGAGGAAAAGUAUGAAUAUAGUGAUGACACAUUCAGCAGUUCAGAUUCAGAGUCUGAUACUCCUCGUUAUGAAAGGGCAUCUUCUCAUAAGAAAUUAUCUGAAUUGAAAAAGAAACCAAAAACAAACAAUCAUAGAAAAAACAGUACCACAGAAAGCUCAAGUGCCUAUUCUAACUCUGAAUAUUCUUCAGAUGAUAAUGAACAGAAUGAAGAGGAAGGUCAUAUGUUUAAAAAGGAGGUGAUAGAUGUUCACAUUCCUAAAGCACAUGUUGAAGCAUGGAGUGAGGGGGGCUCAAAUAGUAAGAAACACAAUGACUCCAAGCAAAGUAGGUACAUAGAAGAAAAAGGAAGAAAACAUCAUCAGAAAAAAGCUAUGUCUGAGUCAUCAGACAGUGAAAUUGAUGACGAAAAGGGUAUAUGCGAAUCAAGGAGUUCAGCUAAUUUGAAAAGUGGAAAAGCGAAGAGCACAAAUUACAGGAGAACAAGAGGCAAUGGCAGAAAGAAGCCAUUAAGGUCAAGCAGUUCAUACUCAAAUAACAGUGAUAUUACUGAUGUUUCCCCACUUGAAAGUCCACAAAAUAGUCCAAGAUAUUCGCGUAAAAGUACUUAUGACAGAGAAGGAAAGGAGAAUGGAAAGAAUGUGCAAUAUUGUGAUUCAAGCUCACCUGAAAGGACCACCAGUCAUUCAAUUAAUCUAGAAUCAGAUGAGAUAGAUCUGAGUAUAUUGAUGAAAUGUAUGGCAGAUAUUGACAGGGAAAAGCAAGAAAGACUAAAAACUAAUUCUAGACGAGUAAUGUUUGCACAACCUGCAGGAGCUGGUGAUAGAAAAAGUAAAGGAAACUACACUUUUUCAAUGAAUCAGGCAAAACUAAUAGAAAAAGAAAACCAGAGGCUUCUUAAGCAGAUUAUGAAUCAGAUGAAUUCAACUACUGCGAAAAAAGCACCAGUCUCUGCUCCACGUCAGCGAGGACCAAAGAAAGUUGUAGCACCAGUUUUUCAAAGAUUGACACCAUCAGCAGUGAAUCGUAUGCGGGAACAAAGGCGGAUAGAACAAGAAAAUAUGCAAAUGCUCAGCAGAUUACAAACUGUUAGACCAUCUCAAGGGAUGUCCCGUAAGGAACAGAUCAAUGAAGCUCAGCGUCAGAUGUCAUAUGGAGUUCCAUCUGGUACAUUGAUUAUUCCAGGUCAAAGUUCACAUUAUGACACAAUGUCUCACAGAUCCCUUCACAGUUCCAUGAGUCAUACAGCAGGUUCCACUCAGAGAUCAAGGCCAUCAAGUGCAAAAUCUAAUGCUUCAGUUUCUUUGGCCCCUGGGAAGAGGUCAAGACCUUCAAGUGCAAAGUCUAACGCCUCCAUGAGGUCAAAUGCAUCUGUAAUGUCGAAUGUCUCAAAAAUGUCAACUGCUUCAGUGCGCUCCAAUGUAUCUAGACGCAUGGCAGAUGGUAGGCUAGAUAAAAGACCAGAAUGGAAUGAUAGAUUUUCAUUUUCUUGAGUAUGUUCAAAUACACAUGGAAUGAUAUAUUGUUGUACAAGUUCCUGUCAGUCAGGCAUCAUUAUUUUCUGAAAAUUAUAUGGCAAGGCUAAGUGUUGCAGUCAAUACUCUUUAGAGAAAAACAUUUAAACUUUAAAUACUUAGCCUCUAUUUUGAAAAUAAAAGUCAUGUAAUUCACAGAACUGUUUUCUGUAAAGAAACAUAUUUCAUUAUCAGUUCCUACCUUUUGUACUUUUAACAAGAUAUCAGUUGUACGGGCAUCCACAUGGUGUCCUUAAUUGACAGAUUGUCUUCAUUCCAAAUUGUUUGUUUUCCACUAUUCUUACCUAUUUGAUAAUGCAAUUGUUUGAAAUGUGGAAAUUGUAUCUUUUAGAUUUCCAAAAUUAAGAAUGCAUAAAAAAAUAUUACUGAAUAAUUUGGCCAAGCCUUAACCAAUGUCUCAUAUUUACUUGAACUAACUGCAAGAUUAAGUGAGUAUCACAAUACACAUUCAUUGAUACUGUUUGAACAAAGGACAUUUUCUGUAAAUAUCCUGAUACAAUAUUGUUCAGAUUACCAUAUUUUCACUCUGAAUAGAAUGCAUUAAGUUGCCUUUCCCAUAAGGGGUUGUUGUAUGGUGUUUAAAAAAACAAGAGUGAAAUAACAUACCUUAAAAGAAAUGCUGAUGGAACUGUAAAGUUUCUUCAAUAUACCAAGAAUUAAUAGACAGAACAAGUUAGAGAUACCCAGUGUUGACUGUAGAUUGGUACUGGGAUUCUACACUUCAAGUCAGUUUGUUUCUCACAUAUUGAGCAGAGGUAUUAAAAACAGUAGACUACUACUUUGUGAUUAUUUUGAACAAAAUUAAUUAUCAAGUGCUUAGAUAUCUUGGUACAUGGUUUAUCAGAAAGAGCCCAUGUUUAUAUAUGCUUUUGUGCCAUAUUAAUAAAUUGCUGAUCCAGAAUGAAUUUUAUGACUAACCAAAUUAAAGUGUAACUCAAGGUGAGAUAGCUCAAGCUGACAUGUACAGAAUCAUCAUUUAUUUAUAUUGUUCUUUACUUAUAUUUUUUUGCACUGUAUAAUUUUGUUCAUUCCAUAUCUUAAAUUAAUGCUUUUUAGCUCACCCAAGCACCAAGUGCUCAGGGUGAGCUAUUGUAAUCAGUCAUCGUCUGGUGUCAUCCGUCCACAUAUUUCUUCAACCGCCAUCUCCUCUAAAACUGUGUGGUGGAGGUUGAUGAAACCCAACCUUAAAAUAAUUUUACGAAAAUGUUCGUUUGAUGACCCUUUUCAAAUAUUGUCAAAAUUAUUCUGAUUCCUCAAUGAACAUGGUGCCUGGGAGCGUGGUCUCUUCUCCCUGUAUGUAUGUAGUAGAAACUUUAAAAAUCUCCAGGUCAAAAACUGCUAGCCUGAAAUUGAAAUAUUUUCACACAAUUUAUCCUUGUGUGACACUCUACCAAGAUUAUCCAGAUUAUUCCAAUUUGUCAGAAAACAUGGCUGCCACAAUGCAUGGUCUCUUUUUUCACUAUGUAUAAAGUGAAAACUUAAAAAAACCCUUUAUGAAACUGCUGGCCUGAUUUUAAAAUAAUCCUCAUAAAGUAAUCAACAAAUGAUCCUCUACCAAUAUUACUCAAAUUAUUUUGAUUCAUUAGUAACCUUAGUCAUCGUUCUCCCAACAUCUCAUCCACCUCCCCCCAAUCCCAACACACACACACGCACAUUACCUGCCUCUAUAUAUUUAGUAGAAACUUUAAAAAUAUUCUUGUGGGAAAACACUGGCACUAAAAAUAAUUUCACAGACAUUUUCCUUACAUAACCAUCUACCAAAAAGUGAUCUAGGGCCACAGUGACUCUCUUCUUAUAAUUAUAUUAGUACAUUUUUGUACAGUUCACGAACAUUUUUUCAUAGAAAGACAGUUCAUAGAAAUAUGGCUUAUAUAUAUUUUUUGAAAUAACAAGGAACUUUUUAUGUGUUUUCAUGUUGAACAGUUUUAUAUUACCCCUACCAGACAAGUUUUGGACUUUCAUGGUGUAAAUAGGAAUUAAAUAUAGAAUGACACAAUAUUCUUUAGAUCUUUAAUGGUUUACAAAAGUUAUCCCUCAUUUCACAUUUUUAGUUCACUUGAGUUGAAGGUUCGGGGUGGGCUAUUAGUGAAGGUGGAUGGUCAUCAUUGUCCACAAUUUAGAUACUGUAAAACACUUUAAAUUCGCGAGAUCUUUAUUUCGCGAAUUUGUACCGAUAUUUGGCAUUUUAUUAUUUCGCGAAAUCUUAAAUUCGCGAUGUUAAAAUCGUAAUUUUAAAUUCGCGAAUGUGAAUCCGGAAGAAAACUGGAAGUACGACUGCAUUCGGUUACUUUCUGCAAUUAUGGUACCUGUAUGACAUCACUGUUAAAAGUUUAUUCUCCGGUCCGCUAGUGCGUGUUACGCUUUUUAUUGAUAGCAGAUUAAUGCCUUUAAUAUCUGAUAUAUGCUCACUGUUGUAUAGUCGUCAAUAAAUUGUUCCUUUCUUUUGUUAUUACGUAGCUUUAAUAUCCGUAACAUUUACAAGUGUUAGAAGUAUCAGAUUGGGUUUGAAACCAGCUAUAAUCGCAAUGUAAUUAAGUGCCGGUGAGCUCAUGGAGGAUGGAAGAAAAAGGUUCAAAACAGGUAAAAUAAAUAAGUUUAAACUAAAAAAUAUCAUGGCUCGACUGGGACUCCAUAUUUACAAUGAACGCUUGAUCUUUGAACAUUUAUUAUGCACCCAAUCAUUGCAAACUUUUCACUGUUUCUUUCAGUUUUGAAAAAAGUGUAAACCAUUGUAAAAUUGGUAAACAAUGGUACAUUUUGUAUAAUAAUUAUCUUCGUCUUUUGAAAAGGGAAACUGUUUUGUUAGGCGUGAAAAAUAAUUGCGUGUAUGUAUGCCAAUUUCAAGUUGUACAUGAAAGCGUGUUUUGAGGAGUUUUAUGUUAACGAAAUCGCCGUCCAAUUAAAGGAUAGUAACAUUGACUCUGUAAAUGUUGAUUUGCGCUUGUCCACUGUGAAACCACUGCACGCUAAAUGGCUUGUUAAAACCAUGCAGAAAAUUGAGAAUGACACUGAUAUGGUACAGCGUGGCUGGAUUCAGGCUGGAAUUCACGUCACAGCUUAAUUUAGAAUUACUAGUACUUAGUACAUGUACUAUAGUAUUGUAAUGGAAGAUAACUUUGUUUGAGCGGUCAUGUACAGUAACACCGUUAGUUUCUUCCCUUGUGCUGAUCGAUACAUAUGAAUUGGAUAAAUGUUUACUAUUAAAUAAUAAAGAUUAUACUUUGCUGUAUACAUGUAUAUUUUGUAUAUAAUAUAGUCAUUUAACCGUACUUGUUGAACCAUGGUGGAAUCAAGCAAAAUCACAAUAACUGAAUUUCGUAAGUGCGAACAUUUAUCAUUCAGACACUAUUUCGGACAUCAGCGAAUUUCGGAUAAACACAAACUGGUAAAGCUAUUUUUCGCGGUCACUUUGAAUUCGCGAGUACUUACCCUCGCGAAUAUUAGCGAAAAUUAAAUUCUCGCGAAUAAAAGGUGUUUUACAGUAAACAUCUUUUCUCUGAAACUAUUGCUUAGAAUUACACCUGGCUUGCUUGACAAGGUCCUCUCUUAAGGUUCUACAAUGUUUGUGCAUGACCCCUUUUAGGGGGCACUAGAGCUAAGAACAGAAAAUUCUGCAAGCUAUAUUGAUGUCAAAAGAGAUACUCAGCUUUUUAAAUAUGAAAGGAGUUGAGUAGGGUUUAAUUACAAAAUUUUAUUAAACCAACAGUUUCUAAUAGGAUCUAACACUAUGUAAUGGGUCUUAUUGUUUCUUAAAUAAAUGGCUAACAUAAUAUACAUAAAAUAUGAAAAAUGUCAUAUGUUUUUUAAAUGCAGUUUAGCACCUUUAAACAAGCCUUUUAGUGGGGGGUGCACAUCACCUUCAGCUAUAGCUUUUGUUUUAUUGGGUAGUAAGUUUUCCAUUUCAUGUUAGCUUUUUCAACUUAAUGACUUUAGUAAGGAAUGUUGGGACUAAGCUGAUAUCCGUUUAAAAACAACAGUGUGUAUAUGUACGCAGAGAAUGUUUUUUUAUGAGUGAAUCCUUUAUUUCUUUUAGUUGAGGAUACCAGUUCACUGUAUUUGCUUGAUUAAGUACAGUGGGGCCUCCAUGGCCUAAUGGUUAAUGUCGCUGACUUUAGACUUGAACUUGUCACACACCAGUGUGGGUUCAGAACCUGGCUUGGGUUGUAGAAUUGUUAUGUGAGAAAGCCAUCCAUCUGGCUUGUGGAAUGUUGGUUUGCAAGUGAUAAAUAAUGGCCAGAGUGACAUCUUGUGUCUUCCUCCAUUGUCAAAGCUGGAUAAGUUACCAUAUAGCCUAAAUUAUGUCUCCACUGUCAAAGCUGGAUAAGUUACCAUAUAGCCUAAAUUAUGUCUCCACUGUCAAAGCUGGAUAAGUUACCAUAUAGCCUAAAUUAUGUCUCCACUGUCGGAGCUGGAUAAGUUACCAUAUAGCCUAAAUUAUGUCUGUGAGACUCUAAACCCCCACAAAAAACAAAAUAAAACAAAGCAGAUAAGCAUAAUUUCCCCUUUUGUUCUUGUUUAGCAUGACAAGUGUUUUAAAUAAUCAAGGAUUACUGUGCCAGCUGUCUUGUUUUUCUGAAGAGUUAUGGUCUUGGAUUUAACAUAGUAAAACACUUUAUAGGAAUUUUGCACUCUUUAUUUGAGAAUAAUAAAUGCUUCAGUUAAGCAAAAAGCUGAAAAUAUGAAAUUUUGACACGAGUUGAAUUACACACAGGAACACUGCAUUGUUUUUGAUCAUUGAGCGUAUUUAGGUAAAAACAGGCAAAAAAAGUAAUCAUACAUGAUAUACUGUGAUUUGUACAGCACCCCUUGUCCAAGUCAUUUAUUAUGAUUGUUAAUGGUUGUAUUAUUUGUUGUUUUGUUAGUGAUUGUAUAAGUAAAAACAAAUGUUUUGUGUAUAGAUCUGUUGCACAUUUGUAAAAUGGAUUAUUUAUUGGUCCUGCUGCUAAACUGUGUUUUUCUGAUUAAAGUAGAAUAGAAAAGUCAGAAGUACUUA
This is a messenger RNA of Mercenaria mercenaria, 6727 nucleotides long. Its product is annotated as cilia- and flagella-associated protein 97-like. Bases 1 to 1692 code for a protein of 563 amino acids. The transcript is spliced from 2 exons. The record is from RefSeq and is a predicted model, not a curated record. NCBI's taxonomy places the organism in Eukaryota, Metazoa, Mollusca, Bivalvia, Venerida, Veneridae. Gene Ontology annotation, biological process: spermatogenesis.